Solanum verrucosum is the source of this 1184-nucleotide messenger RNA. Its product is annotated as endochitinase 4-like. The transcript is spliced from 3 exons. Gene Ontology annotation, biological process: cell wall macromolecule catabolic process; carbohydrate metabolic process; chitin catabolic process. Gene Ontology annotation, molecular function: chitin binding; chitinase activity. Lineage: Eukaryota; Viridiplantae; Streptophyta; Magnoliopsida; Solanales; Solanaceae. The record is from RefSeq and is a predicted model, not a curated record. Bases 1 to 972 code for a protein of 323 amino acids.
AUGAGAACUCCUAUAUUCACUACUCUUUCUUUACUAUUUUCUCUCCUUUUGCUGAUUGCCUCGGCGGAGCAAUGUGGUUCACAGGCCGGAGGCGCAAUUUGUGCCUCAGGACUCUGUUGCAGCAAAUUUGGCUGGUGUGGUAACACUGAUACCUAUUGUGGUCCUGGCAAUUGCCAGAGCCAGUGUCCUUCUGGCCCCUCUCCGAAACUACCUACCACUGAUCCUGGUCCUCUUGGGGACCAGCUCGGCAGUAUCAUCUCAAAUUCCAUGUUUGAUCAGAUGCUUAAGCAUCGCAACGAUAAUAUCUGCAAAGGAAAGAAUAAUUUCUACAGUUACAAUGCCUUUAUCACUGCCGCCAGGUCUUAUCCUGGCUUUGGCACCACAGGUGAUAUCACUACCCGUAAAAGGGAAAUUGCUGCUUUCUUUGCCCAAACUUCCCAUGAAACUACUGGAGGAUGGCCUAUGGCACCAGAUGGACCAUACGCAUGGGGUUACUGCUUCCUUAGAGAACAAGGUAGCCGGGGCGAUUACUGUAUACAAAGUAGUGAAUGGCCUUGUGCUCCUGGCAAGAAAUAUUUCGGACGAGGCCCCAUCCAACUUACAAGCAACCUCAACUAUGGACCAUUUGGACGUGCCAUCAAUGAGGACCUGUUGAACAAUCCAUAUUUAGUGGCCACGGACCCAGUGAUCUCAUUCAAAUCAGCUAUCUGGUUCUGGAUGACCCCUCAAUACCCAAAGCCUUCUUGCCACAAUGUCAUCAUCGGAAGUUGGCAACCAUCUAGCGCUGACCAAGCAGCCAAUCGCAUCCCUGGAUUCGGUGUCAUCACGAACAUCAUCAAUGGUGGUGUGGAAUGUGGUCAUGGUAAUGAUGAUAAGGUCCAGGAUCGAAUUGGGUUUUACAUGAGGUAUUGUGGAAUGCUUGGAGUUAGCCCAAGUGACAAUCUUGAUUGCGGCAACCAGAUGCAUUUCUGACUCUUAGCCGAUUCUAUGUAACCAUACCUCAUCUGUUUUGUUGUCUGAUUAAUUAAGACCUCGUUUAAUAGUAAAUAAGGAUUUUUGUCUUGGAUACGUAUAUCGUAAUGAAGUCUCCUUCAUAUAUCGACCUCGGAUAUUUCCACAAGUAUUAUGUAUGAAAAGUGAUUUUGGCACUUUAAUCAAAUAAAAUUUUGCAAUAAAUUUAUCAA